AUGGGGUCGAGGCAGAACACUCAAGGACCCCGCCAGCAGCCAAGGGCACUGCAAAUGGAAUCAAGGGGAAAUCGCGAUCAACCUCCGCAACAACAACAACCUUACCGCCCAAGACUUCUUCCCAAGGUUAGAGCAUAUGCAUUGAGUCAGAAACAACCUAAGACUGAACAAGGGAGUAACCAAAACGGAUACCUGGCAGGUAUGGGCAAAAUUCUCGACACUCAUGUCGUUGUGUUGUUUAAUACGGGCGUAUCGCAUUCAUUCAUAUCUGAUUUAUGUGUGGAUACUUUGAACUUGCCUGUUAACGAAUCUGAACAUAAGAUGGUAGUGUCUUCACCAGUAGGUGGGACAAUAGAAAUUUCUCGAACUUCCCCGAACGUAGAAAUUUUUAUGGGAGACCUUAAGCUAGUCGCUCACGAUUUGCAAGUUAUGACGAUAGGAGAUAUCAACGUAGUUUUAGGAAUAGAUUGGUUGACCGUGAAUUUUGCGACGAUUCAUUGUAAGGAGAGACAAAUAUCUCUACAGACUCCGGGAAAGAAACCCAUCAUAUACUACGGAAUCUCGAUGAACCGACGAACGUCUAUCAUCUCUACACUCCAAGCCACUACGAUGUUGAGAAAAGGGCGUCUUGCCUAUCUGGUCUAUCUACAAGGAGAUGAGAAGGAAGAAAGGGAGGUGGAGGAUGUCGCUGUGGUACGAGAAUAUCCCGACGUCUUCCCUGAAGCUUUGCUUGGACCACCGCCAGAUCGACAAUUGAAGUUCACAAUCGACCUAGCGCUAAGGUCGGUGCCUGUGCCCAAGGCACAAUGCCGAAUGGCACCUAAGGAGUUAGUGGAACUCAGGAUACAACUUCAAGAACUUAUAGACCUGGGUUUCAUUAGACCCUGUGUCUCAUCGUGGGGCGCUACUGUGCAUAGAAAAUCUGCCGGAUCUAGGAAACAGGUGCAAAUCGACCGGGCAGAUGCAAUCAAAGGAAAUUCGAAGUGA
Messenger RNA from Salvia splendens (bonfire salvia), 987 nucleotides. RefSeq lists its product as uncharacterized. The transcript is spliced from 2 exons. The record is from RefSeq and is a predicted model, not a curated record. The coding region runs from base 1 to 987 and encodes 328 amino acids. NCBI's taxonomy places the organism in Eukaryota, Viridiplantae, Streptophyta, Magnoliopsida, Lamiales, Lamiaceae.